Loa loa (African eye worm) is the source of this 300-nucleotide messenger RNA. RefSeq lists its product as hypothetical. The coding region runs from base 1 to 300 and encodes 99 amino acids. The record is from RefSeq and is a predicted model, not a curated record. The transcript has 3 exons. NCBI's taxonomy places the organism in Eukaryota, Metazoa, Nematoda, Chromadorea, Rhabditida, Onchocercidae.
AUGGCUCUCUAUACAAAGGUCAAUAUCAUAAGUCAAAAAGGAAAGAUAAUGAAUAAUACAGAUGGAAAUUUGGGUUUAGAAGAUACAAUGCCCUCACUUUUCGAGAAUGAUAUAAAUAAAUUACGACGAAAAAAGACAACUUGGCCAAAGAUUGUACUGCACCAGGGCUAUCAUCUUAGUUUUCAUACACAGACACAUGCAUACACAUACACACACACACACACACAUACACACACACACGCACACACACAACGCAUACACAACGUUGUGAGACAUGCAAUUACUCGUCAUUCACAUUGA